UAGUCUUGCGAAUGCGAUCAGCUGUGCGCGAUUUAACGAAACUAUGCGAGUGUGCGUGCGAUUGUAAGGUUAUGGUGCGUGGGCGCUGAUUUUUCUCUUUCCGAGGCUUUCUGAGGAUUCAAUCUGUAAUUUUACGCAUGAAGGUGAUGAGUAGACAAAGGAUUUAACAAGAGAAAAACUAAAUACUGUUCAAUCAGGAUGAGUAAAUACAUAAACCUGGCGAAUGUGGGCACCAAUUAUGCCAUGCGUAUGAAUCGCCUGAGUAACCGAAUCUUCGGUGAGGUGGUCAGACCGACUAAUCAGAAAUCAAUGAAAGUCGUGAAGCUUUUUAGCGAGAAACCAGUGAACAAACGACCGGAAAUCGUGGAAUAUUAUCCAAGAUUCAAGGAGACAGAACUAUUGAUGAAACAUCUGCGCGACUACGGUCUAUUCAGGGAUGAGCAUAAGGACUUCAAGGAGGAGUACGAGCGUCUGAGGGAACUUCGUGGUAAAACCAAGUGGAUACCGCCUCCCUUCAGAAAGAAAGAUAAAGAAUCAUCCUAAGAUUCAAAUCAUCUAUAUUUGAACAUAACAAAUGCAAUAAAUCCUAUUAUAAAAAGUACAUGUGUCUCGUUUGUAAAUAAUAAACUAUGUUGUUUAUGAUGAGUGUGA
Monomorium pharaonis (pharaoh ant) is the source of this 651-nucleotide messenger RNA. RefSeq names its product 28S ribosomal protein S33, mitochondrial (gene mRpS33). The coding region runs from base 199 to 543 and encodes 114 amino acids. The record is from RefSeq and is a predicted model, not a curated record. The transcript has 2 exons. NCBI's taxonomy places the organism in Eukaryota, Metazoa, Arthropoda, Insecta, Hymenoptera, Formicidae. Gene Ontology annotation, cellular component: mitochondrion.